UCGUUUUAUGAAUGAUCUCGUCGACUAUCUAUCUGCUAUAAAAGCACUCGCAUUUUCAGUUGGAAAUCAGGUCAAACUUCACAGAGUUUAACAAGUUUAUUCAACAUGAAAUUCAUUCUUAUCCUCGCUUGUCUGGCGCUUUUCGUGGCCCACACUCAGGCCCAAAACUGCCUCGGUAUGGUUGUGGCAUUCAGGAGAACUUGCGUUGGACCUCGAAAUGAAGGAACAACCUUUGUUCCCCAUUGCGCAGGUCGUGGAAAUCCAAACAUGUGGUGGUACGAUGGUAGUGACAGGACCUGCAAGCCACUGAACUUUCGCGGAUGUGGUGGCAACCGCAAUCGCUACUGCACUCGGGAGCAAUGCGUGAGGAGGUGCAGAGCUAAUUAAAGGACGGAUAUAUGAAUAUUGAAAUAAAUCGA
Messenger RNA from Drosophila grimshawi, 419 nucleotides. RefSeq names its product kunitz-type serine protease inhibitor HNTX-03141017. The record is from RefSeq and is a predicted model, not a curated record. Gene Ontology annotation, molecular function: serine-type endopeptidase inhibitor activity. The transcript has 2 exons. The coding region runs from base 106 to 387 and encodes 93 amino acids. Lineage: Eukaryota; Metazoa; Arthropoda; Insecta; Diptera; Drosophilidae.